This is a messenger RNA of Lachancea sp. 'fantastica', 561 nucleotides long. The record is from the annotation of a GenBank genome assembly. Lineage: Eukaryota; Fungi; Ascomycota; Saccharomycetes; Saccharomycetales; Saccharomycetaceae.
AUGUCGAUGGAUUCUGUAGCUCAGGAGCUGAGAUCAGCUCUUCACCAGUACCCGAACUUCCCCAGCAAGGGCAUUCUUUUCGAAGAUUUUCUACCCAUCUUCAGGUCACCACAGUUGUUUGGAAAGAUGGUUAAAGCCUUCAAAGAGCACUUCGAAACCAAGUUCAAGGACACCAAAAUCGACUAUAUCGUGGCUUUGGAAGCACGCGGGUUUUUGUUUGCUCCUGCAGUGGCUUUGGAAAUCGGUGCCGGAUUCGUACCUGUGAGAAAACAGGGCAAACUACCCGGUGAGUGUAUACACGCAACUUACACCAAGGAGUACGGUGAAGACGUGUUCGAUAUCCAAAUCGAGUCAAUUCCCGAGGGGUCCAACGUGGUGAUCAUGGACGACAUCAUCGCGACAGGCGGAUCUGCUUUAGCUGCAGGUGAGCUAGUGGAGAAAUUGGGAGCCAACAUCUUGGAGUUUUCGUUUUUCAUGGAACUCGACUUUCUCAAGGGCCGUGAAAAGCUGCAAGCGCCCGUGUUCACACUCCUGACCGGCCAGGAGCACGCCUUGCAGUAA